This is a messenger RNA of Colletotrichum orchidophilum, 798 nucleotides long. RefSeq lists its product as uncharacterized. The transcript is spliced from 3 exons. The record is from RefSeq and is a predicted model, not a curated record. Lineage: Eukaryota; Fungi; Ascomycota; Sordariomycetes; Glomerellales; Glomerellaceae. Bases 1 to 798 code for a protein of 265 amino acids.
AUGUCUACACCAGUCAAAAGUCAGCUUCACCUCGUGCUGUAUCGAGGCUUCCCAGUCUCCAAUGCCUACGUGUGGUCACCUUUUGUCACAAAGCUUGAAGCGCGCCUUCGAUUCGCUAAGCUGCAAUUCCGCACCGACCAAGGUUCAAUGAGCAAAGCACCUCGUGGUAAAAUACCAUAUAUUGAGAUCGCCCAUCCCAACCAAGAUCCGCCGACUAGCUUAGGAGACACAAGCCUCAUCAUCCAACGACUGAUUGAUGACGGGGUUUGUCAAGACUUGAAUGAAACACUUUCACCAAUCGUCAGAGCCCAGGAUGCUGCCAUUCGCGCCCUUCUUGAGGACAAGUUAGCUUUUUAUCAAAGCUCGGAGAGGUGGCAUGACAACUACGACACCAUGCGAUCUGGUGUGCUCGGUGCAAUCCCAUGGCCAAUACAGCCCCUGAUUGGUCUCCUGGCCUACCGCGGAGUGACCCGUACCCUUUAUGGCCAAGGCACUGGCCGAUUCUCCAGUGAUGAGCUCGCAGGAUUCCGCCGGGACGUUUGGGGGCAUAUCAAUGCAUUUUUGAGCGAGGCUCGCCUUACAGCUCCUGAUCUUCAGACUCCUUUCUGGGUCUUGGGCGGCAAGAAUCCUUCCGAGGCGGAUGCAACCGUCUUCGGCUUCAUUGCCUCGGGUCUGGGGUGUGCAGCGGCACCGGAUAGCAAAGAGAUCAUCAAAAGUUACCCGGUCUUGGUCGAAUAUGCCAAGCGAAUCCAUGAUGUCUACUUCGAAGAGUACGCUCUUUGGGAAGGAGACGUAUGA